This is a messenger RNA of Dipodomys spectabilis (banner-tailed kangaroo rat), 1820 nucleotides long. It is a transcript of the gene Ttc5, whose product is annotated as tetratricopeptide repeat domain 5. Gene Ontology annotation, molecular function: protein binding. The record is from RefSeq and is a predicted model, not a curated record. Bases 25 to 1344 code for a protein of 439 amino acids. The transcript has 10 exons. NCBI's taxonomy places the organism in Eukaryota, Metazoa, Chordata, Mammalia, Rodentia, Heteromyidae.
CGGAGAAGCCCUGUUGAUGGGGGAAUGAUGGCUGAUGAGGAAGAGGCUAAGCACCUUUUGCAGAAAUUGCAGGAACUGGUAGAUCAGCUCUAUUCAUUUCGAGAUUGCUAUUUUGAGACACACAGUGUUGAGGAUGCUGUGCGAAGGCAUCAGGAUAUUCGGGAGGAGAUGGAGAAGACCGUGCAGCAGAUGGAACAAAUACUGGGUUCUGUCCGGGGCAAAGCACAGGCUUUAAUGCUAACCGGGAAGGCACUGAAUGUGAUUCAUGAUUAUAGCCCUAAGGCUGAGGAGCUUCUGUCAAAGGCUGUGAAGCUGGAACCUGCACUGGUGGAAGCGUGGAACCAGCUGGGUGAGGUGUACUGGAAGAAAGGGGAUGUCGCUGCAGCCCACACUUGCUUCUCUGGAGCCCUCACUCAUUGCAAGAAUAAAGUCUCCUUGCAGAACCUGUCAAUGGUUCUUCGCCAACUACGACCUGGAUCUUUAGAUGAACAUUCUCGCCAUGUCAUGGACAGUGUUCGGCAGGCCAAGCUAGCUGUGCAGAUGGAUGUCCUUGAUGGCCGAUCCUGGUAUAUUCUGGGGAAUGCAUACCUUUCUCUUUAUUUCAAUACUGGCCAGAGCCCUAAGAUCUCCCAGCAAGCCCUCAGUGCCUAUGCCCAAGCAGAGAAGGUUGACAAGAAAGCUUCCAGCAAUCCUGACCUUCAUCUGAAUAGGGCUACGUUACAUAAAUAUGAAGAGAAUUAUGGGGAGGCACUGGAGGGCUUCUCUCAGGCUGCAGCACUGGACCCUGGCUGGCCAGAGCCCCAUCAACGUGAGCAACAACUCCUGGAAUUCCUAAGUAGAUUAACCAGCCUUCUGGAGAGCAAGGGAAAGAUAAAGACCAAAAAGCUGCAGAGCAUGCUGGGAAACUUGCACCCAGCCCAACUAGGCCCUUGUGGUGAUGGACGCUAUCAGUCAGCCUCUGGGCAGAAGGUGGCACUGGAGCUCCAGUCGUUGAGUGCGCUGAAGCCUGGUGUGAACAGUGGUGUUGUGGUCCUAGGAAAGGUGGUAUUUAGUCUAACUACAGAGGAGAAAGUCCCCUUCACAUUUGGCGUAGUAGAUUCUGAUGGACCAUGCUAUGCAGUGAUGGUGUAUAAUAUGGUACAGAGCUGGGGAGUGCUCAUUGGGGACUCUGUUGCCAUUCCUGAGCCCAGCCUUCGGCUUCAUCGAAUUCAGCAUAAGGGAAAGGACUACUCCUUUUCCAGCAUUCGUGUGGAGACGCCCCUCCUGUUGGUGGUGAAUGGAAAGCCUCAGGGCUCCAAUAGCCAGGCUGCUGCUACAGUGGCCUCAAGACCAAAGUGUGAAUGAUCUUCCUGACAUGCAUGUGGAGAAGAGAAUGGAGGCAGGAGUCAACCUUGAAGCACUCAGCUGCUGGACCAGCAACAUCCACCAAUGACGCAUCUGGGCUAGGGGAGAGGAGGGUUGUGUGUUGUGUGGGGCUCUCUCUCCUCUGCCCUGUGAGAUACCUGUGUCUUUUCUUUCUCUCAUCAUGUUCUAGCUCUGCCAGAGCUGCACUUUCUCUGAUAGGUCUGUGCUGUCUCUGCUCUCUGUUUUAAGAAGGGAGCACAGAUUCGGUAGAAGUUUGAGAUCUUGCCAUGGGACAGAAUCCCCAAUUUCUGUUUUUGUCUUCUUCCCAAGUCUUAAUGUACGUGUAUAUAUCAGUUAAGUAUUUAUUGUUAAGGGUGGAGGCUUGAUAUUUAAAUGGUUUUAUGACCAAUUUUUCAUUUUUAAGAUUCUAACCUCUUUGGAGUUAGAACAGAAUUAAAGUUGUUUGGACAAAAAAA